GGAGGACACCGAUAUAGGAAAAUAGUAUUAUUACUCGAUGGAAAUUGUAAAUUCCAAUAUCAUUCAAAACUCUCUUUGCUCUACUUUUCUUCUUCUUCUUGCUCCUUUCCUUCUUCCUCUUCUCUGUCCUCUACUUCAAAUUUCUCCUCUGAUAUUCCUCGUGGUAAAAUCUUUUCUUCAAUACCCAAUUCAAGAUGACUUUCGAAACCGAAUACAAGACGGAAGAUGUUGCUGCAACUUUGGUGGCACCGGAUGAGAUUGAUACUACUUUCCGCUCAUCAUGUAUUGAUCUGAUAUCUGGAACUCUUGGUGGAAAAGUACUUUCAUUCUCAGAUGAAUGGUUUGCGGAAGCAAACAAUCUUCUUACCCCUACCCCACCCAUCAGACAGCCAGGAAAGAUGGUGUUUACUGGUGCCUGGUAUGAUGGAUGGGAAACACGUCGACAUAAUACGGAACCUUUUGAUUAUGUCGUAAUUCGUCUCGGGGUUGCUUCCGGAACAGUUGAGGGAAUCGAAGUUGACACAGCUUUCUUCUCUGGAAACAAUGCACCUGCUAUAUCCGUCGAGGGUGUGUUUAGUGACAAUGACGAAGAAGUCAUUGGAUGGAAAGGUGGUCGAGGAAAAUGGGAGACAAUACUUGGUCUACAAGAGUGUGGCCCUUCUCAAAGAUUCGGAUGGAAACUUGCCGUUCCAACCACAAAAGCGUACACUCACGUGAGACUCAAUAUGUACCCAGAUGGUGGAAUUGCUCGAUUUAGACUCUUUGGUCAUGCUAUACCCGUUUUCCCAGAAGAUAAGAAUGCCAUCUUCGAUUUGGCUGCCGCUCAAAAUGGAGGAGUUGCUGUUUCUUGUAGUGAUCAGCACUUUGGAGUUAUUGCCAACCUUAUACUACCUGGUCGUGGAAAGGAUAUGGGAGAUGGUUGGGAAACCAAGAGGUCCAGAGGAAAAGAUCAUGUGGAUUGGGCUAUCAUUCGAUUAGGAGCACCAGGCACCAUUGAGAGCUUGAUUGUCGAUACAGCAUUCUUCAGGGGCAACUUUCCUCAAAAAGCAAAGGUUGAGGCUAUAAACUGGAAUGGUGAAGGGGAGCCAAACAACUCAGCUGAAGGAUGGACUGCGGUUGUUGAGCCGAGUAAGACCAGUGCUGACAAGGAGCAUGAGUUUGAAUCCUUGGUGAAGGAUCAAACCUUUACACAUGUCAAAUUAGUCAUGAUCCCUGAUGGAGGAGUAAAGAGAAUUAGGGUUCUAGGAAAGAGAAGUGUUUAGGUGAACGAGAUAGAGGCAUACUAGAAACAUUCGAAGUUCUUGCUGCCAAACAAUGUUUUACUCUCUUUGAUGGCUUUCACCUCUUCGCCAUUGACGGAAGCUCUGUCGCAAAGCAGUCCUAGGUAAUCUGUAAACAUUGCACACGAUAUCCUCUCUCCUAACAUAGCAAUAACCAUUUGAAAGUAUCCCAUCAUCUGUCUUGGAUAUGUUCGAAGCCAUAGAAAGACUCCACAUAGAAACAUUGAAUUUACACACUGCAUCUAUUAAAGCAAACAAAAUAAGGCUGA
Messenger RNA from Botrytis cinerea B05.10, 1549 nucleotides. RefSeq names its product Bcdal2 (gene Bcdal2). Gene Ontology annotation, biological process: allantoin catabolic process. Bases 195 to 1262 code for a protein of 355 amino acids. The record is from RefSeq and is a predicted model, not a curated record. NCBI's taxonomy places the organism in Eukaryota, Fungi, Ascomycota, Leotiomycetes, Helotiales, Sclerotiniaceae. Gene Ontology annotation, molecular function: allantoicase activity. The transcript is spliced from 2 exons.